AUGGGCAAUACAUGCCGUGGAUCUUUGAAAGGAAAAUACAUCGAGGGCUUCUCUCAGCCCGAGUCGGACAAUUCCAAUUCCAAUUCGAAACGUGAUUCGCCGAAACCCAACCAUCCACCACUACCCUUCAACCUCACCUCCUCCGCCAUGCGUCGAACCGCCGAUAACCAGACUUAUUAUGUCUUGGGUCAUAAGACUCCCAACAUACGUGAUCUAUACACUCUUGGCCGGAAACUCGGUCAAGGGCAAUUCGGUACUACUUUUUUAGCUCUUGACAAUUCCACCUCUAUUGAGUAUGCUUGCAAAUCUAUUUCCAAGAGGAAGCUUAUUUCCAAGGAGGAUGUCGAGGAUGUUAGGAGGGAGAUUCAGAUUAUGCAUCACUUGGCUGGUCAUAAGAAUAUUGUUACCAUUAAGGGUGCUUAUGAGGAUUCCCUUUAUGUUCAUAUUGUUAUGGAGCUUUGUUCCGGGGGUGAGCUCUUUGAUCGCAUUAUCCAGAGAGGUCACUACACCGAGAGGAAGGCUGCCGAGUUGACCAAAAUUAUUGUCGGCGUUGUCGAAGCUUGUCAUUCUCUUGGGGUUAUGCAUAGAGAUCUCAAGCCUGAAAACUUUUUGUUGGUCAAUAAAGACGAUGAUUUCUCUCUUAAAGCUAUUGACUUUGGCCUCUCCGUUUUCUUCAAACCAGGUCAAGUUUUCACGGAUGUAGUUGGCAGUCCAUACUAUGUUGCUCCUGAGGUUCUUCUCAAGCAUUAUGGCCCUGAAGCGGAUGUGUGGACCGCGGGUGUCAUACUUUAUAUAUUGCUCAGUGGUGUGCCACCGUUUUGGGCAGAGACCCAGCAGGGUAUAUUUGACGCAGUAUUGAAGGGACAUAUAGAUUUUGAAUCAGAUCCAUGGCCUUUAAUAUCGGAUAGUGCAAAAGAUCUUAUUAGAAAGAUGCUGUGUUCUCGGGCUGCGGAUCGCUUGACUGCCCAUGAAGUUUUAUGUCAUCCUUGGAUAUGUGAAAAUGGCGUUGCCCCAGACAGAGCAUUGGAUCCUGCUGUUCUUUCUCGUCUCAAACAGUUCUCUGCAAUGAAUAAGCUAAAGAAGAUGGCUUUGCGGGUAAUUGCGGAAAGUCUAUCGGAGGAGGAAAUUGCUGGUUUGAGAGAAAUGUUUCAGGCUAUGGACACUGAUAGCAGUGGUGCAAUCACUUUUGAUGAACUCAAAGCUGGUCUAAGAAGAUACGGGUCUACCCUUAAGGAUACAGAAAUACGUGAUCUUAUGGAAGCGGCUGACGUGGACAACAGUGGAACUAUAGAUUAUGGGGAGUUUAUUGCUGCAACAGUUCAUCUCAACAAACUGGAGCGUGAGGAGCAUCUUGUUGCAGCAUUCCGAUAUUUUGACAAGGACGGAAGUGGUUAUAUUACAGUUGAUGAACUUCAACAAGCUUGUGCAGAACAUAACAUGACCGAUGUUUUUCUUGAAGAUAUUAUCAAGGAAGUUGAUCAAGAUAACGAUGGAAGGAUUGAUUAUGGUGAAUUUUCUGCCAUGAUGCAAAAAGGCAAUGUUGGAGUUGGUAGAAGGACUAUGCGCAACAGUUUGAAUUUGAGCAUGAGGGACGCACCGAGUAGCUUUUAG
Molecule: messenger RNA, 1611 nt
Organism: Lathyrus sativus (Indian pea)
Lineage: Eukaryota; Viridiplantae; Streptophyta; Magnoliopsida; Fabales; Fabaceae
Source: the annotation of a GenBank genome assembly